AUGAUGCUUUUUGGGAACAUGGAAGAGUUGAAGGUUGCCUUAGCUUCAAGCCACUUUUCCGCCCCAGGCAACCCAAAACGUUCGGUCUAUCACGCCAUGUUUUCAACGUCACUCGGCAAGAAGCAAUGGACGUCAAGAUGGGAUGGCUUUCCUACGGAGAUCCGGCUUCAAAUCUUACAGUACUUGAUGCAGGACGGUUGCACACUAUAUCGCUUGGCCACGGUGUCUCGAGAGUGGCAAACACAGAUCGAGCGACAUAGCUUUGCUCGAAUCAGACCGACACCGUCACGCCGUGUCAAUUUCGGCACGAUGAUCCAAAGAAACCGGGCUCUCGUCCGCUACAUCUGGUUCUGCUUGGAACUUGAUGAGUACGAUUACACCACUUGCGUACGUCCCCGUCGGACGUUCUUAGGUGUUGCGUGGGAAGAGGAAUUUGAGAUCAGCGAUACAGAUAAAUGUCCCAUCACCACGGCAUUCCGGAAUCUGUUCGCAGUCCUCAGCACAUGGGAUCUUCACAACGAUCUGAUGCUCGAUAUUAGCAUCUAUUCACCUAGCGACUCAGAACAUUGUUUUCCAUAG
Messenger RNA from Colletotrichum destructivum, 579 nucleotides. Its product is annotated as Putative F-box domain-containing protein. The transcript has a single exon. Gene Ontology annotation, molecular function: protein binding. The record is from RefSeq and is a predicted model, not a curated record. Lineage: Eukaryota; Fungi; Ascomycota; Sordariomycetes; Glomerellales; Glomerellaceae. Bases 1 to 579 code for a protein of 192 amino acids.